AUGGCGCUGCUGCGGGCGGCCGCGCUGCCCGCCGAGGGCUGCCCGGCCUGGCUGCCCACGCACGUCCAGGUGACGGUGGUGCGGGCUCGCGGGCUGCGCUGCAAGGGCGGCGGCGGCGGCGGCAAAGGCAAAGCGGGCGGCAGCGACGCGUACACCGUGAUCCAGCUGGGCCGCGAGAAGUACAGCACCUCGGUGGCCGAGAAGAGCGGCGGCAGCCCCGAGUGGAAGGAGGAAUGUGCCUUCGAGCUGCCCCCCGAGCCCGGGCUCCGCGCCGGGCUGUUGCUCACCGUGAUGCACCGGGCGCUCGUGGGCAUGGACCGGUUCCUGGGCCAGGCCCUGGUGCCGCUGGAGCCCGCCCGGCAGCGCGGCCGCGAGCCCGACGAGCGGUGGCACAAGCUGCACUCCAAGGCUGGGAAGAAGGAGAAGGAGCGCGGUGAGAUCCUGGUGAGCAUCCAGUUCACACGGAACAACCUCACCGCUAGCAUGUUCGACCUGUCCAUGAAGGACAAGCCGCGCUCGCCCUUCGGGAGGCUGAAGGACAAGGUGACAGGCAAGAAGAAGUACGACCUGGAGUCGGCCUCUGCCAUCAUCCCCAGCAGCAUGGGAGCCCUGGACAUGGAGGACGACUUCGAGCUCGGGGGCAAGAAGUCCAAGGUCAAGGGCUUCUUCCUGAAGAACAAACUGCGCAAGUCGUCCCUGACCCAGUCCAACACGUCCCUGGGAUCCGACAGCACCAUCUCCUCUGCCAGCCUGAGCAUGGCAGCAAAUGCCCCUGAGGUGCCCAAAUCCCCGAGCAGACACGGCAGUCUGUCCAUGGAGCGCUCUGUGAAGGACCUCCUGCCCUCCCCGAAGCUGACCCACAAGAGAGCGUUCAGCGACGACGUGUCCCAGGUCAGCCCGGUGCUGGAGCCCAAAGCCACCCAGAGCCCGAAGCCAAAGAACGACCCCGUGUCCCGCUCGUCCCUGUGCAUCAACGGCAGCCACGUGUACGGGGACGAGGCGGCCCCGAGGAGCCCCGCAGGCCUCUCCACCAGCUCUGCCCCCCUGCCCGUGCCCGGCGGCCCCCGCAGGCAGGACGAGGCUUUCGGCUUCACCCCCCUGCACCCCAACCCCCAGGAGGUGCCCUGGGGGCUGGGCAGCCUGGAGAGGGCCCAGCAGAGGGACGAGCCCAGGUUCAUCCCGUCCCCUCCCAGCCUGGCCCUGCAGGAAGAGCUCAAGGUGUCCACCAAGGCCGUGACCCUCAGCAACCACCUGGGCAGGGCCAGGAUGGAGGAGAGCAGUCGCCUGGAGAGCAAACCCACCCAGGCUGCGGCUCCCCUGGGCUUCUCCGCGGAGCCAGCCAAGGACAGGCCGCCCGAGGACACCAGGAAAGAGGACAAGAAAGCCAAGGGAGGCUUCUUCCACCACGGGGGCACCCGGAGCGACGCGGGAGGCAAAGGCCAGGGGGACAGAGGGACCCCCGUCCACGCCUCGGCUGCGGGGGAUGAGAGGAGUAAGAGCAGCGGCUGGUUUGGGUCCAAGGAGCCCAAAGAGUCCCCUCAGAAACCCAGUUUCCCGCCUGGGCCGCAUGCUGCAGCAGAGGUCGCUGGGAGCUUUUAUUCCUCUGAGGAUUGCAGUCCCUGUGCCGCCCCAAGGCAGACAGACCCCGAGAGGGAGUCUCCAGCCCAAAGCGUUGGUGUCCCCGUGCCAGAAACCACUCCCCCAGCACCGGGAGAGCUCCCUCCUGCCGACGCCGACCCCGCCGUCCCCCCACCACCCUCGGAGUGGGACGAUACCUUCGAUGCCUUUGCCACCAGCAGGCUCAAACCAGAGCGGAAGAAGGAGAACUUCUUUGCCUCGGUGGCAGCAGAGGGCAUGGCUUUCAUUGACGACCCCGACAGAGCCAGCCCGACAGAGAGAUCGGCCGAGCCACCCUGCCAGAAGGGCUCCAAAGUGUUGGAAAAGGCCGAGUCACCCCUCGGCGCUGAAAUCCCUGCAGCUCUCCGCUCUUGGACAAAUUUCUCCAGUUUAGACGUGGGGGCCAACCUGGUGAGCACCACCCAGGAGGCCACGGUGAUAGAGGAUGUGCUGAGCCCCGUGUCCGCAGGGUCCAUGGCGAGGAGGAGGAAGAGCAGCACGCCCAUGGUCUGGGCAGCUGCGUUUGCCUCGGGCAACCCCGGGGACAAAGAGGCGUCAACAGCACUGACCACUGAAAAUAGCACUAGGGAGGAAGGGGACAGUGGUGAGGAGGAGUCCUCCAGUGCAGGGACAAACGGCUGGAUGACCAUAGCCACGGAGACCGCUCCCAACCCCUCUGAGAGCACCCCGAGCGCGGCCAAGGAGCGCGCGGCUCCCGAGGGCGCCUUCGGCCCGCGGCUGCCCUUCCUGGGCGAGGGCACCUUUGAAGCCCAGAGCUUGUCCCGUGCUGCCGCCUGUGUGUUACCCAGGACCUCCUUCCCCCCCGAGCUGGCCCCCGAGGCCCUGCCUGGCAGCACUGUGGCGGCCGUGCCCCCGCGGGUGCUCGAGGACGUGGCAGCACGAAGGUUCCCCGAGCCGGGCGCGGAGCCCAGGGGCGGCCAGGAGGGCGCCUUCGACAUCCGGAGCUCGGUGUUCCGGCUCCAGGCCAGCAUGCGGCUGGAGGCCAGCGACGGCCUCCUGAAGCUCAGCUCUGACAUCCGCGAGAGGCACGUGGUGCUGUCCCCGUGGGCAGGGCCCCAGGGCCGCCAGGAGCCGGUGCCCGGCCCGGCGGUGCCACCACCCAAACCCCCCAGGUGGUUCGCAGCCGCUGGCGCUGGUGGGGACACUGAGGAGGGGGAGUCUGGUGACCCCCAGCGAGGCAAACAGGAGCGAUGGGAAGACUCUGAGGGCCCAAGAGCAGAGAUGGAAUUGCAGAGGAGCCAUGGGAGCAGCGAGCCCUCCACGCCAGCGCCUCCCAGCCUGCCCACACCGGGAGCAGACGCCGCUGAAGCCGGGAGCGAGUUCUCAGCGUCCGAGGGUGCCGGAGCUGCCGCUGUGGACUCAGCAGCUCGUUUGGAGACAGGAGCCAGCGAGCUGGGGACAGGGGACACCGCUGUGGGGGAGCACCCGUCGGAGAUGAACAAGACAGAUGUGGCCGAGCAGUUCAAGACUUGCACAUCCAAGUUCUCCCUGGAGGGGCUGGAGCAGUCGGGUGCUGAGGGGAGCUGGAGUCAGCCCCGCGCAUCCCCUCAGACACAGGGGGCCACAGACAGUGCCAAGUGGGAGGCGGCCUCCAGACAGGAGCUGUUCCCUGAGGAGCUCAGUAUGUCAGGACUAAACCCACCUUCCAAGCUAGACCUGGGCCAGCCGGAAAUGUUCUGGACGGCUCUGGAAGAGCAGGAGGCAGCUGGGCAUCCAAACCCGCAAGCCCAAAGGUCAGAGCGUGGGGAGAGUCCAUCCCGGCCAGAGCCGGCGUGGAAGGAUGGUGAGGGGCAGGCAGGAGAGCAGCCCGAGCCCUGUGCCCCUCCCGAGGAGGCAGAGCAGGGCAGGGCCCGCGCCAGCGAGGAGCCCGAGGGGCGCUCGGCAGAGAGCAGGAUAGACUUCAAGAAAGCCGAUUUCUGGAAGCCAGACAGGGCAGACGAGAGGCACACGCAGGGAGUUUCAGCCCUGAGAAAUCCCUUUACCCUGGCCCUGAGCCCCAACUCCCCGAGCAAUCCCUUCGUGGAGCAGCCCCCGGCCCCGCUCCCCGUGCAGGCUGUGCUGCCCGAAAAGCUUGAGCGGGCCGACUUCAGCUUCUGCGGCCCGCAGGAGGCGGCCCCCGGGCACGGCUUGCAGCCCACUAACGCUCCCGGCCGGCCUCCCCCCCCGCAUGCCAGCCAGCCCCUGGCCUUCUCCACCCCUUUCCUCGUGGCUGCCACUAACCCCGAGCCGUGUGGCCCCGUCCCCGCCAGCCGCCGCGCCGCCGCCCGGCCCUGCCCGUGCCCGCAGCCCGGGGACGCACAAGCUUCAGCGCUCCUGGUUCUGCCCAGGGAGACACGGCCGGCUGAGAACCCCUUUUGCCAGCAGACGACCAGCCCCCACCCCGUGAAGCCCCUCAGCGCUGGGCAGGAGGGCUCCAGCGAGAGGAAGCAGCAGCACAGGCCCAGCCUGGGCUCGGCGCUGAGCAAUGGCCUGGAGAGGCUGAAGACGGUGACCACGAGCAGCGUCCAGCCCGUGGCCCCGGCCUCCCACCCCGACAAAACCGACCCCAAGUUAAAGGACCCCGCCCUGCAGGACCAGUCAGCCAAGUAUUACCACCUGACCCACGACGAGCUGAUCCAGCUGCUGCUGCAGAAGGAGGGGGAGCUGAGCAAGAAGGAGGAGCACAUCCACGAACUGGAGAACUACAUCGACCAGCUGCUGGUGCGCAUCAUGGAGCAGUCCCCCACGCUGCUGCAGAUCCCGCUGGGGCGGGGCCAGGCCCCGUGACCCUGCCCAGAGCAGCAGCACCCAGCAGAGCUCUGCUCCAGCGACCGCUGCCAGCACCCCGCACCCCCUCCUCUCCCCAGAGGGCUCCAGUGGCUUCUACUCCCAGUUUAGCCGGGUUAUCUGCUCCUUCCCAGCCCAAGCUUCCCCCAGCUCGGCUCCAGGGAGCUGUAGGGUGACGGGCUGCCAGCACCCUAUGGGGAGGAGCAGAGCCCUCCACACGAGGCAGGCGCCUCCUUAGGUCCCCGUCGCUGUGACCAAGUGCCACCCCUGGGCACUCCUCCUGCCAGAGCUUUAAGUGACCCGUGGACAUCUGAGAGCUGGAAACCAUCUCCCCGUGACUUCAUCUGCUGCUGCUGCUCCUCUGCCCACGCUCUUCCUCCUCUCUCCCUGAGGUCAUGUCCCCUGGCUGGUGGAUGGUGUUGGACUGGUGGGUGAUGCUGGGGACGCUCAGACCCAGUGAGGCUCCCCCAGCGCGUUCCUGACCAGAGCCUGUGGGACGCCUCUUCCCCUCUGGCCCCAGUUACCCCCAGUGAAGGGUGAAGAGCCAGCUCCAGUUUGCGCCACUUCCUGGCCGGGGGAGACGCUCCACAAAGGGACAGCGCCGGAGUCCGAGGGCCUGGCGUGGUGUCAGAGCCUGGCUGGGCCGCGCUGGCUCCGUCACAGCACCGCUGCCAGGGUGACACUGCCUGGGUCCCUCACGGCUGGACUGGGAAUGUGGGAAGGGAAUAUGGGAUUGUGCCCCUGGAGUGCUGCAGGAGGGGCUGGUGUGCCCCGGAGGGACUGAGGAGUGCGGAAUGAAUCCACAGCUGAACUUCCACUCAGUAUUCCCGGGAACGGCUGCCCAUGGCUGCCCCACCCCAGCUCUGCUCGUCUGUCCCAGCGCAGCAGGAAAACGCCCCUGGAGUGAGACUCGGGAGGUCUGACCCCUCUCUGCAGGGCCGCUGCGGGGUCAGGCACCCCAAACACUCCUGGCACAGCCCACAGCUCCAGUGCCAGUGCCCAGCCUGCUCCCCCAGGAUCGCAUCCCCACGCCGGGGUCACCUCCCCACGCCGGGAUCACCUCCCCACGCCGGGAUCACCUCCCCACGCCGGGGUCACCUCCCCACGCCGGGGUCACCUCCCCACACGUCAUCGGCUCUCCAGGGCUUGGGCCAGCCUCAGGGGCUGUGGGGCAGCUCUGCCCACUGCGGACCCCUGAGUGACCACCCAAAGGGCUCCUAUUUACCUGGCUGAACGAUUGAUUUGGAGGUACUGUGGAAGGGGAUGGGAAGGAUGUUUUUCCCUCCCUCAUCCUGGCAGCAUUUUGGCUGGAGAAGGUGUCUGUGCAGGCAGAGGGGCAGUUGGAGUGGGAUUUCAACAUGAAAGGCAUCUUCUCCCUCUUCUCUGUCUCCCAAAGUUACAGGUUCUUUUAAAUCCUCCCUGCUCUUCUCUUUGCUUGCUUCAGUACAGGCCAUGACUUUGAAGAAUGGUGCCUUUUGCCAGAGGCCAGUAGCAGUUUCCUACCCCAGAAAGGCUCUGAAAUCCAGCUCUCAGUCCCACACAACCUGCCCGGGUUGUCUCUCCUCUGUUUUCCUGCUCAUCCCGAGAAAAGUGAGUUAAUUGUUACCCACAGGCAGCAAAGCCUCCCCACACCUGCGCAGGUGCCUGGGUCCUUGCAGGAGUUGUGCACCGGGAGAAGUGGAGGCAGAGAGAUCAGGAGCUGACACAGCAGGGAAGGGCAGGCUCGGUAUUCCAGGACAAAAUACAGCUGGAUAUGGACAGUGUGGGGUCAGGAGAGAAGGAGCUUUGGUCCUGUCUGACCCUUGGACCCUGCAUGAGGAGGAAAACCCCAGCCAUGACCCUCCCCCUCCUUCCUGCCUCUCCCCUGGUGGGAAACAGCUGGGGGUCUGCACUGCUCCAGCUGCUCCCCCUGUGUUUCUGUUCCUCCUCCCUGUGUUUGUGGGGUGGGAUGGGGGUGUCCAAGGGAAGGUGUUUCUCCCAUUUCAGAAAGUGCCAGGAGCCUUUCUCUGCCUGUAGGAUCAGAUCCUGUGUCCUGGGAGCCCGAGUCCCUCUGGGUGUCACCUGUGUCCCUGUGAGUGGAGGCAGCCAGGGAGGAGCUGUGGCCAGUGGGAAUGCAGCCCUGGGAAAGCAGCACGGCAUGGGAAUGAGGGCUGGGAACAGGGACAAGGAGUUCCUCAGGAGGGCAUUAAGGGGGGCAGGUGCAGAGCCAACAUCUCCCCAAGAGCCAGGGCCCCUCUCUGGCUCCCCACUCCAUGAAAACAUCCUGGCCCCCUGCCCCAGCAGGGAGGGGUGUCGGUGCUCCCCACACAAGUGCCAAUGUUUAUGUGGAUCCAUGGCACCUCCUUCCCACCUCGCCCUCCUCUUCCCUCAUGUCUCACCGCCUCCCUCAGCCCCCUCUGCCUUACUCAGCUCUGCCUUUUUUCGCUCCAAAGCCUGAAUGUUUUGCACUUGAAUAUAAAAAGUUACUCUCAGAGCUCAGCAGGUUGUACCAGGUGUGCAGCCCUGCCAGCAAUAGGUGCUUCCACAUCUGCCUUGCCAGCAAUACCUGUUCUGUUCCCUCAUCUCCUGCCUUGCCAGCAAUAGGUGCUUCCACAUCUCCUGUGUCCAGCAAUACCUGCUCCUUCCAUCUCCUGCCUUUCCAGAGAAUAUCAGUUCCCCCAUCUCCUGCCUUUCCAGCAAUACCUGUUCCCUCAUUUCCAGCCUUUCAAGCAAUACCUGCUCUUUCCAUCUCCUGCCUUGCCAGCAAUACCUGUUCUGUUCCCUCAUCUCCUGCCUUUCCAGCAGUACCUGUUCUGUUCCAUCUCCUGUUUCCAGCAGUACCUGCCCCUCCCAUCUCCAGGAGCCCAGGUGGGCACAGGUCCCUUGGCACUGGAGCUGAGCCAGGGCUGCAGAAGACUCGAGCAGUGGUGGAUGUUCUGUGUCUGCCCUCGAGUGCCCAGCAGGCCAGAGGUACCUCGUCGUGUUAGGAAGAGGUGUCUUACAGAUGCUCCUGUCUCUGUUCUCUGUUUCCCCACCCCACUGUCCUGAAAAUUCAGGGUUUCCCCCCCACCACACAGCUUUUGUUCUGUGCAUGAGAGCAGCAGCUCAGCUGCAGCGCUGCAGUGGGGUCUGCAGUGUUGCUGUUAAACCUCCACGUUCCCCAGGGAAUGGCUUUGAGGACCUAAAUGCUUUCUCAGAGAGGGAGGGGAUGAGGAAGAGAAUUGGGGAAAUGUUCUCAAGUUGCCCAUCUGGAAUUUGUCUCUGUGUUUAGUGACUGAAUCUCCCUGUUUAGUGAUUUUCUGGGGAUUGCAGCGGCAGGAGCAGUGUUCCUGCUCCAUGUUCCUGGCUGUGCUCCGAGCUCUGUCCCUCUCUGCUGAGCCCAGCACACCCCAAGGGUUUUCUGGGUCAGCAGCAGCUUCUCCCUGUUCUGUUUUAAACACAGCCAUAACAAUUCCCUGUGGUUUUGCCUUCCUCCUGGAGUUUGUUUUUCCACGCUCGAGCUGUUCCUCGAGGCUGCAGCAGGGUGCUGUGCUCUGCCUUUGCUGUCAGCCCACAGUUGGGUUUCUUGCUUCUCCAGAACUUCUGCCAAUGAUUUCUUUUCCCCUUGCCUGGUCCUCCUGGCCACACAUGGGCCAGAAGAACCACCAAGGUUUAUCCUCAAACUGGAACAAACCUGAAGGGAUGUGAGUUCUCCAGUGUGACGUAGGCUCAGCCUUGUCUGGGAAGGAACCACCAUGUUUGGGGUUAAAAACCUGGAAAAACAUCCCCAAGUGGGAGAAGUGUUGGGGAUUUUGGAGAUGUUGGUUUCCCUGUUCUUCACGUCCGCAGGAAGUGGGUUCUGUGUGUCUCAUGUUUUAAGAGUUGCAACUAAUGUUUAUAAAGAGCUUGUUAUUUACGUUUUAAGCACUUUAAAAAAAAAAUAAAAGUUGUUCAAGCUGUUCCUA
Messenger RNA from Corvus hawaiiensis (hawaiian crow), 8327 nucleotides. RefSeq names its product RAB11 family interacting protein 5 (gene RAB11FIP5). The coding region runs from base 1 to 4404 and encodes 1467 amino acids. The record is from RefSeq and is a predicted model, not a curated record. Gene Ontology annotation, biological process: regulated exocytosis. The transcript is spliced from 6 exons. Gene Ontology annotation, cellular component: recycling endosome; phagocytic vesicle; mitochondrion. Gene Ontology annotation, molecular function: small GTPase binding. Lineage: Eukaryota; Metazoa; Chordata; Aves; Passeriformes; Corvidae.